GACAUGUGGAAAAUGGCUUCGCAGCCAAAACAUGCUCUGACUUUAGAAAUUUUAGCAAAAUGCUCGAAAUCGAAAGCCCGAGCUUGUGCGAUGUCGUUACCACAUGCAGUUGUGGACACACCCGUCUUUAUGCCUGUAGGAACUCAAGGCACAUUAAAAGGAUUAGUACCAGAUCAGCUGAGAGAACUGAACUGUAAAAUCAUGCUGGGCAACACCUACCAUCUUGGACACAGACCGGGCCCUGAGCUUUUGGAGAAGGCAGGUGGACUUCAUAAUUUCAUGAAAUGGGACAGAGCCUUAUUAACGGAUAGUGGAGGCUUCCAAAUGGUUUCACUGCUGGAGUUAGCUGAAAUCACAGAAGAGGGCGUCAGAUUUAAGUCUCCACAUGAUGGCUCUAUGAUGCUUCUUACCCCAGAAAAAUCAAUUGAAAUUCAAAAUUCUAUUGGUGCAGAUAUAAUCAUGCAACUUGAUGAUGUUGUCCAUUCCUCUGUCAGUGGCCCGCGUUUAACUGAAGCCAUGCACAGAACCAUCCGUUGGCUGGACAGAUGUAUCAAAGCCCACAAGAGGCCCAGUGAACAGUGCCUGUUUCCCAUUGUUCAGGGUGGCCUUGACGCAGAGCUGAGAACAAAAUGUGCUGCAGAGUUGAUCAAGCGUGACGUCGGAGGUUAUGCCAUUGGUGGACUGAGCGGUGGAGAAGAAAAGGCUGAGUUUUGGCGGAUGGUGAAAAUAUCUACAGAUCUCUUGCCAGACAACAAGCCUCGUUACCUCAUGGGUGUAGGAUUUGCUGUUGACCUGGUUGUGUGUGUGGCUUUGGGAUGUGACAUGUUUGAUUGUGUGUUCCCCACACGCACUGCGCGAUUUGGCUGUGCUUUGGUGAAAACUGGACAGCUGAACUUAAAACACAAAAUGUUUGCGAAAGAUUUUGAGCCCAUCGACAGAGAGUGUUCCUGCUCUACUUGCAGGACGUACACACGUGCAUUUUUACACACGCUGGCAAACACGGAGCCUGCGGCGUGUAACAUUUUAACUGUCCAUAAUGUGGCAUAUCAGCUUCAUCUAAUGAGCUCCAUGCGACAGAGCAUCAUAGAGGACAGAUUUCCAGAGUUUGUGAAACAGUUUUUUGAAGACAUGUUCCCCAAUAAAGAUUAUCCACCAUGGGCCAUGGAUGCUUUAUCCAGUGUCAACAUCCAUCUGAGAUAACACUGUUGAACUUAGCCCUCCAAUGGUCUGAUUUUAAGUGUAAAUAGUUUUACUCUACUAUAUAAUGUAAGAUUCUU
Molecule: messenger RNA, 1277 nt
Organism: Physella acuta
Lineage: Eukaryota; Metazoa; Mollusca; Gastropoda; Physidae
Product: queuine tRNA-ribosyltransferase catalytic subunit 1-like
Cellular component (GO): cytosol
Molecular function (GO): tRNA-guanosine(34) queuine transglycosylase activity
Source: RefSeq, a predicted model, not a curated record